Messenger RNA from Poecilia latipinna (sailfin molly), 1830 nucleotides. RefSeq names its product solute carrier family 66 member 2 (gene slc66a2). Lineage: Eukaryota; Metazoa; Chordata; Actinopteri; Cyprinodontiformes; Poeciliidae. The record is from RefSeq and is a predicted model, not a curated record. Gene Ontology annotation, biological process: retrograde transport, endosome to Golgi; phospholipid translocation. The transcript is spliced from 5 exons. Gene Ontology annotation, cellular component: trans-Golgi network; endosome. Bases 67 to 882 code for a protein of 271 amino acids.
UCAUCAUCUGUCAAUCCCUAGGAGCUCUGCCAGCCGGCUGGCUUCACUUCAGAACCGCAGCUGAACAUGGAGGAUGAAGUGUUCCAGCAUGCUGUGUCCGUCUUCAGCUCGCUGGUGUCGUGGGUCGCCGCGGGUGCCAUCAUGUUCGGCGGUGUGGUGCCGUACAUCCCGCAGUACAGAGACAUCCACCGGACCCAGAACGCGGAGGGCUUCUCCACCUACGUGUGCCUGGUGCUACUGGUGGCCAACAUCCUGAGAAUCCUGUUCAGAUUCGGCCGAUAUUACGAGAUGCCGCUGCUGUGGCAGAGCAUCAUCAUGAUCUGCACCAUGCUGGUCAUGCUCAACCUGUGCACCAACGUCCGCAUGGCUGCCGAACUCAGCACCAAGAGGCGCUCCUUCUUAGCGACAGACAGUAAGGACGAGGAGGUCAGAAUCCCUAAGAGGCUCUUUCUGGACUUUGACUGGACCUACUUCUGGUCCUGGAGUCGCUUCGUGGACUACCUUCAGUGCGUGCUGGCCUUCACGCUGGUGGCGGCCUACAUCACCUACCUCCUCCUGGACUCGGUGCUGUUCGUGGAGACCCUCGGCUUCCUGGCGGUGUUCACCGAGGCAAUGCUGGGAACGCCACAGCUCUACUGCAACUACCAGAACAAAUCCACAGAAGGCAUGAGCAUCAAGAUGGUGCUGAUGUGGACCAGUGGCGACACCUUCAAAACGGGCUACUUCCUGCUCACAGAGGCCCCCGUGCAGUUCUGGACGUGCGGCCUACUGCAGGUGUUUGUGGACGUCGCCAUCCUGUUCCAGGUCUACUACUACAGCCGCUACCCGCAGAAACCCGUGUCCCACACCGUCUCCCACACCACCAGUGCCAAAGCUCUCUGAGGUGCUGCUACGUGUCCCGAGGAAACUCCGAAAGACGAGCAGCGAGAAACGGGGGGUGGAGGGGGAUGCCCAAACACACGCACCGAAGGAGUUACUGCUUCUGCACCUCGGCGGUCGCAGCAAUACCUUGAGGAACGCUCAACGAUCAUGAAGACUUCUUUCUUUCCCGGCGCUGAAAAUGCACGCAUCAUGCAAUCGCACCCCACUCAACAAAUCAGCAUGUGCAUGUGGAGGAUUUUCAUUAAUUUUAUAUCCUUUUUUUGUUUGUUUGCAAAAGCAAAAGCGCAACGUAUGAAAACUAUAGAUAUAUUCGGAGCUCAGAGGAAUGUGGAUGAGAUUUUGGUGUCCACACAUGCUGAUGAAUGUUGCACGGAACCUCUGCCUUAAGACUCAACCACGGCUCAAUGCAUUACCAGCAAUCCAAGUGUUGUGUUCAAAACCUGUAGGAAUCCACAUUACUGAAUGUACAAACGGGCAUGUCUGGUCUAGUUGGACAGAAGUUCAAAAUCAUUGUUUUGUUUUCUUUUGGGUCUUUUAGUUUUUUAAACAUAAAACCAAAUCAAGAAGGAAUUCUCUGAGAAUUUUUUUCUCGGACUCUUUAUGAUGUUACACUGGGCUGAAAAUGCAUCACUUAGAAAAUUUAAAAAAAACAUUUGUGGCCUUGAGACAGAGAUAAGAAACUGAAGCUCCUUAUGGCAGCAAUAUAUGUUUUCUAUCAGCCAUUGAUUGCAUUUUUUAUAUUGUUAUUAUUAUUAUUACUCUGAUGCCACAGAUUUCAGCCUCAGCUUUGCUUUUCCCAGAAAGUGUUUGUUUCCACUCGACUGCUGGGUUGUGACAUCAGAAGCUGGGCUAAUUUGGGUUACUGACUUUGUGUUCAUUGUUGAAGCUAAAAAGUGUCUCGUAUAUGUAAAAUAAAAAAUACAGUGCAGUUUUCCGGACGCCCUCCUA